AUGGUGAAGAUACGAGUUCUGCUCGCCGUCAUUUGCGUCACUGGCUCCUGCCUUUUUGCACAGGGCAUCCCCAAUCGUCUUCGGGGAGGAGAGACGCGCCGACUGUUGGAGGAGGCUCCGCAUCUUCUUGUCUACAUGUUCCAGAAGAUGAACGAAAUGGGUAAAACUCGGGGCCAAUUCCGGUCUUUUUACGAUUCGUACUCCGCAAGUAAACAAAGCAAUCAAAGCGGUUUGCCCGGAGAGCAGAAGCAUUUGAGAGACGAGGCUGUGGCCUUGCACGAACAGGUCCAGCGGCUCAAGGCAGAUUUGAAGAAAGAUGCAGAGAAUGUGAGGGAAUUCUUAGGGAAGUUGAAGCGGUGCUGGGAUGACGGCAACGCUGCGGCUGCUGGUCGUGACCAUGAGGUGCAACUUACCAUUUGGAAGGUGACUGAAGUUCUCCAUCAAGUCGAAGAAGUUCUAAAGACGGAUGAUAACACGUAUGGUGGCCUUCUUCUGUAG
Messenger RNA from Neospora caninum, 498 nucleotides. RefSeq lists its product as hypothetical. The transcript has a single exon. Lineage: Eukaryota; Apicomplexa; Conoidasida; Eucoccidiorida; Sarcocystidae. The record is from RefSeq and is a predicted model, not a curated record. The coding region runs from base 1 to 498 and encodes 165 amino acids.